Trypanosoma brucei brucei TREU927 is the source of this 855-nucleotide messenger RNA. RefSeq lists its product as hypothetical. The transcript has a single exon. Lineage: Eukaryota; Euglenozoa; Kinetoplastea; Trypanosomatida; Trypanosomatidae. The record is from RefSeq and is a predicted model, not a curated record. Bases 1 to 855 code for a protein of 284 amino acids.
AUGAAAAAGCGAGUGGCGGUCUCCUGCUGCGUGGCGGGUGUCCUGCUUUUUGCAGCAGCAGUAGCCAUACACCGCACAGCGCCUACCACCAUCGAACAAAAAAAGCUCGCGGCAUGGGUCUACACCGGAUUUAGAAGCGCGACCGAACGCACAAAGGCCACUGUCACCGCUCUUGUCCCGGAGCCCAUGAAGCCCCAUAUAAAGCAACUUUUAGCUGGGGCAACGUCAGUGACGUUAGUGGGUCAAGGUUUCCGUAGGAUUCCGGGCAUCGCCACCGCAAUCAGCGCCUCCGCCCAAACAACAAAGCAACAAAAUGUUGUUGAGAUAAUCAUGGCCAAGCCUGUGGAUAAGCUCUUGUAUGCUGUGGGCGCUAUUUUUGCCCAGGCAUUUCUGCUGCGAUUACUUGUGAAACCACCGGGUUACUGGGGGCCUGUGAAGGAUCAGAAAGUGUGGCGCAACUUCUUCACCACGCAGGCAGGCUGGUUUCUGCUUGUUGUUUGUGUAGCGCUUCCAAAUUGUGUGGUAGAUGCCGGUUUCAUCAUUACACUGCUCGGUCGCCUGCCAUCAGAAACGUACCUCCCAGCUCUUGUCGUUGGGAAACUUUUACAGCCGUACGUCGCCACAGCGCUGUUCUGCUCGCCAACUUUUGUACGCUGGCUGCCGCAGGUGUGGAAAGUGAUGGAUGCCAAGGGAAGCGAGGAUGACCAAAGCGGAGCGAAGGUGGUAUUUUGGGCUUUGCUAACAACCGCUGUUCUUCUUGCGGGUACGAAUGGGGUCACUAUGUUGUGGCGGCGGGAUGGAAGCAAUGACGAAGAGGAGGAGUUAGUCCUUGAGGAUGCAGAAGCGGAAAACUAA